Messenger RNA from Mastomys coucha (southern multimammate mouse), 3709 nucleotides. RefSeq lists its product as uncharacterized. The record is from RefSeq and is a predicted model, not a curated record. The transcript is spliced from 2 exons. NCBI's taxonomy places the organism in Eukaryota, Metazoa, Chordata, Mammalia, Rodentia, Muridae. The coding region runs from base 119 to 3610 and encodes 1163 amino acids.
UUGUCAUGUGGAUUGGAGAAGAAUGAGAAUGAGAUAAAUUAUAUUCAGUCAAGUAAGUGUGGAGAACAAAAGCUUGGGUAUAGUUCUGUAAGCUCAGGAAACAGUAAGAUACAAAGUCAUGUAUGUGGUUUCAGCAAUUCUAGUGGAUGUUGCAGACCAAAAAAUGCUUCAAGUUCUUGUCAGGCAAGUAGAUCACAGGGGCAAGGAAAUCAGUCUUGUUGUACCCAGUCAAACUGUCAAUCAGGAACUAGUGGAGGACAAGGAUAUGGAUGUGUCUCAGAAAGUCACUCCUCUAGAUGCUGUCAUCCUAAACCUAGAUCCUGUAGCCAGUCUUCUAGUCAGAGAGGGUAUGGAUCUAAACAAUGUGGUCAACCACAGAACUGUGGAAGACAACAGAGAAUGGGUUCAGGUCACUCUUCUUCCUGUGGACAAUACGGGUCUGGAGCAACUCAAUAUUCUGGCUGUGGUCAACAGGGAAGGAGUUCCUGUGGACAUUCUUCAAGCUCUCAUCAAAAGGGGUGUAGUUCAAAUGAAUUUUCCAAAGGUGGUCAGCAUGGGUCUGGUUCAGGGCACUCAUCCUGCUGUGAACAACAUGGAACAAAGUCAAGUCAGUCCUCUGGCUUUAAACAACAUGGACAUGAAUCAGGUCAGUCUUGCUGUGGCCAACAUGGUACUGCAUCCGGUCAGUCCUCGGGUUAUAGUCAACAUGGGGUUGGCUCAGGUCAGUCAUGUCACGUUGGGCAGCAUGGCUCUGGUUCUGGUCAGUCAUCUAGCUCUGGGCAUCAUGGAUCUGGCUCAGGUCAGUCUUCCAGGUCUGAGCAGCAUGGGACUGGCUCAGGUCAGUCAUCUAGCUCUAGGCAUAACAGGUCAGGCUCGGGUCAAUCAUCUGGCCUUGGGGAGCAUGGGUCCGGUUCUCAUCAGUCUCCUAGUUCUGGGCAUCAUGGAUCUGGCUCACGCCAGUCAUCUAGGUCUGAGGAGCAUGGUGCUGGCUCAAGUCACUCUUCUAGCUAUGGCCAACAUGGGUCAGGCUCAGGUCAGUCAUCUGGCUCUGGCCAACACGGGUCAGGCUCAGGUCAGUCAUCUGGCUCUGGCCAACAUGGGUCAGGCUCAGGUCAGUCAUCUGGCUCUGGUCAACAUGGGUCAGGCUUUGGCCAACACGGGUCAGGCUCAGGUCAGUCAUCUGGCUCUGGUCAACAUGAGUCAGGCUCAGGUCAGUCAUCUGGCUCUGGCCAACACGGGUCAGGCUCAGGUCAGUCAUCUGGCUUUGGCCAACAUGGGUCAGGCUCAGGUCAGUCAUAUGGCUCUGGCCAACACAGGUCAGGCUCACGUCAGUCAUCUGGCUCUGGCCAACAUGGGUCAGGCUCAGGUCAGUCAUCUGGCUCUGGCCAACAUAAGUCAGGCUUUGGCCAACACAAGUCAGGCUCAGGUCAGUCAUCUGGCUCUGGUCAACAUGGGUCAGGCUUUGGCCAACACGAGUCAGGCUCAGGUCAGUCAUCGGGCUCUGGCCAACAUGGGUCAGGCUUUGGCCAACACGAGUCAGGCUCAGGUCAGUCAUCUGGCUCUGGCCAACACGGGUCAGGCUUUGGCCAACACGAGUCAGGCUCAGGUCAGUCAUCUGGCUCUGGCCAACACGGGUCAGGCUCAGGUCAGUCAUCUGGCUUUGGUCAACAUGGAUCAGGCUCAGGUCAGUCAUCUGGCUCUAGCCAACACAGAUCAGGCUCAGGUCAGUCAUCUGGCUUUGGCCAACAUGGGUCAGGCUUUGGCCAACACGAGUCAGGCUCAGGUCAGUCAUCUGGCUCUGGCCAACAUGGGUCAGGCUUUGGCCAACACGAGUCAGGCUCAGGUCAGUCAUCUGGCUUUGGCCAACACGGGUCAGGCUCAGGUCAGUCAUCUGGCUUUGGCCAACACGGAUCAGGCUCAGGUCAGUCAUCUGGCUCUGGCCAGCACAGGUCAGGCUCAGGUCAGUCAUCUGGCUUUGGCCAACACGGGUCAGGCUUUGGCCAACACGAGUCAGGCUCAGGCGAGUCAUCUGGCUCUGGCCAACAUGGGUCAGGCUUUGGCCAACACGGGUCAGGCUCAGGUCAGUCAUCUGGCUUUGGCCAACACGGGUCAGGCUCAGGUCAGUCAUCUGGCUUUGGCCAACACAGGUCAGGCUCAGGUCAGGCAUCUGGCUUUGGCCAACAUGGAUCAGGCUCAGGUCAGUCAUCUGGCUUUGGCCAAUACGGGUCAGGCUCAGGUCAGUCAUCUGGCUCUGGUCGACACGGGUCAGGCUCAGGUCAGUCAUCUGGCUUUGGCCAACACAGGUCAGGCUUUGGCCAACACGAGUCAGGCUCAGGUCAGUCAUCUGGAUUUGGCCAACAUGGGUCAGGCUCAGGUCAGUCAUCUGGCUUUGGCCAACAAGGGUCAGGCUCUGGUCAGUCAUCUGGCUUUGGCCAACAUGGGUCAGGCUCAGGUCAGUCAUCUGGAUUUGGCCAACAUGGGUCAGGCUCAGGUCAGUCAUCUGGCUUUGGCCAACAUGGGUCAGGCUCAGGUCAGUCAUCUGGCUUUGGCCAACAUGGGUCAGGCUCAGGUCAGUCAUCUGGCUUUGGCCAACAUGGGUCAGGCUCAGGUCAGUCAUCUGGCUUUGGCCAACAUGGGUCAGGCUCAGGUCAGUCAUCUGGCUCUGGUCAACAUGGGUCAGGCUUUGGCCAACACGGGUCAGGCUCAGGUCAGUCAUCUGGCUUUAGCCAACAUGGGUCAGGCUCAGGUCAGUCAUCUGGCUUUGGCCGACACGAGUCAGGCUCAGGUCAGUCAUCUGGCUUUGGGGAGCAUGAAUCUGGACCUGGUCAGUCAUCUAGUUCUGAGCAUCAUAGAUCUGGAUCUUGGCAGCAUUGGGGUGGGUCAGGACAGUCAACUGGUUUUGGGGAGCAUGGGUCCCGUUCUCAUCAGUUGCCUACUUCUGGUCAACAUGAAUCUAGCUCAAGUCAGCCUUCUGGAUUUGGGCAACAUGAGUCAGGUUCUCAUCAGUCAUCUAGUUCUGGCCAUCAUGAAUGUGGCUCAGGUCCAUCAUCUAGCUCUUGGCAGCAUGGGUCAGGUUCAAGUCAGUCAUCUGGCUAUGGAGAGCACAAGUCUGGUCCUCAUCAUUCUUCUAGUUCUUGGCAGCAUUGGUCUGGCUCAGGUGACGAGUCGCCGGGAUUUGGGGGUCAUGAGACUGGCCCUGGUUAUUCUUCUAGCUCUUGGCAGAAUGGGACUGGCUCAGGUCAGUCAUCUGGCUAUGGAGAGCAUGAGUCUGGACCUAGUCAUUCUUCGAGCUCUUGGCAGCAUUGGACUGGUUCACGGGAGAAUUCACAUACAUUUAGGGAUCAUGAGUGUGAAUGUAGAAAUCCUUGUAGCUCCUGGCAACAUGGGACUGGCAGAGGAAAGGAGUCAUCAGACGUUGGGGAAGACGAGUAUGGUACUGAUCAGCAGAGAAAGUCAGCUCAUGGGCAACUUGGAUCACCUCAAGGUCCUCGUCCAGACAGCAGUAGGCACCCUCAGUCCAGCCAACAACAGCCUUUGCACUCAGGCUCUGGGGAAUCUCCAGAGAGAUCACGAGUCCACCCUGAAUCCAGUGAGGAAGAACACUCAGUAGUCUCACACAGACAUUCUGGAUCCAGACAAAGUCAGGCAGAACAUCAACAGAGAGAGUCAUCUCAUGGGCAACAUGGAUCACCUCAGGUUCCUCGUCAGG